Salvia miltiorrhiza (redroot sage) is the source of this 2655-nucleotide messenger RNA. Its product is annotated as putative late blight resistance protein homolog R1A-10. Gene Ontology annotation, biological process: defense response to other organism. Bases 177 to 2504 code for a protein of 775 amino acids. The transcript has 2 exons. NCBI's taxonomy places the organism in Eukaryota, Viridiplantae, Streptophyta, Magnoliopsida, Lamiales, Lamiaceae. Gene Ontology annotation, molecular function: ADP binding. The record is from RefSeq and is a predicted model, not a curated record.
UUUAAUUUUGGUAGAAAUACAGUAAAACAAUAGGUUAAAUUGUUGUUGUCCUUUUCUUUUUCUCCUUAAGGGGGGUUCAAACCGCCGGCUUCACCAACCUUCCCAACUCAGUCCCACCACCAUCGACAAAUCAACUUACAAUAAAUCUUUGAAUUCGUCUCGACAUCUGUAGCCUCAUGGCUUUUGUUGCUGUGAUUUCUCUCAAGGACACAAUACGCCGCCUUCUAAAUUCUCCUCAUAUCUCAGUCGCCUCUUCAACUCGAGAAAUCCUUGAAUUUGCACAUGAGCGCGUCGAAUCGCUACAGGAAGCACUCAGAACAUACGACGACAUCAGAAACAGCAGCAGAGGAGUGAUGGCUUCCGAUGCACGAAUCAGAGAGGAAGCACGCAGUUUAGAAGAUGCCAUUGAAUCCGAUGCUUCAGCUCAGUUUCUCUCGCAAUCUCAAAUCCAUGGCGCACUCUCUCUCAACCUCCACCACUUAACCCAACACAUCCAUCGCUUUGCUGAAACCGCAAAUUAUUUGGAACACGAAUACAUCAUGGAAUUAAACAAGCCCUCUGAUAAAGAAGAAAAUGUUGCUGCUGCUGCUGGUGUUACGACCUUAACUGAUUCUGGUGGAAACGAGUGCGAGAUGGUUGGUUUAUCCGACCAGUUUCUCCAAAUCAGAAAACUGCUUAUUGAAGAUGUGAAUUAUCAGGAAUUCAACUCAACCUUCGAAAUCGAUGUGGCAAAUUUUGGUCAAAUAUUGUAUACAAUUGGAAUCGAUGGUAUGCCGGGUAUCGAAAACAAUGGAAGCCGGAUCAUGGUGACAGCCAGAAUAUCAGCAGAUUUUCACUGUAUUGACUUUCACAAGAUGCGAUUUAUGGAUCAAGAAGAAAGCUGGGAUCUUCUGCGGAAGACGGUUUUUGAUGAACAAGGGUGUCCGCCUCAGCUUGUGAAAGCUGGAAAGAAGAUUGCGGAGAAUUGUGAAGGUCUUCCUCUUCUAAUACUGACGGUUGCCAACCAACUAUCCCAGGUCCAGAAGAAUCUAGAAUACUGGAACCAGGUAGCCGAGAUGCGAAAUUCAGUUUUCGAGGAUGCGCUUGAUGAAUUAUACGAGGUACUAUUACCAACCUACCAUUGCAUCCCUCAAUAUAUGAAAAUGAACUUUCUCUACAUGGGAGCUUUUCCUCGAAAUUAUUUAAUCAAGGGUUCCAAGUUUGGAAAUUUAUGGUGGGCUGAGGGGUUUUAUGAUUUGCCCUCCUUCAAUGCAGUCCAUCUCUUAGCUUCGUGCAAUCUUGUUGUAGUUCGCCUCAUCAGCACAAUAACCGGCGAGGCUAAAGCUUGCACCCUCCAUUGUGCCUAUAGGCAUCUAACUAAGAAAGAAGCUGAGAGAAACAAGGUUUUCCAUAUCUUGAAUACUUGUGGAGAUUGUUCGAUUGAACUUGUUGAAACCCAUCGUUGUCUUGCCAUCCAUCAGAACGUGUUGUUCGCGGUUAAAGAUGUGCAUAACACAAUAGCAUCCGUUGCAGCUGUCCGUUCUGUGCUAUGCAUGGGGCUGUAUCAUCGAUAUCAAGUGCCAAUAUGCUCGGAUUGGGAGCUGCUGAGGGUGCUAAAUGCUCUGAGUAUCCGUUUCUAUGAAUUCCCUCUAAAUUUGGUGAAUCUGAUUCUGUUAAGAUACCUCGCCCUCACUUGUGAUGCGAAUCUCCCUUGCUCGGUGUCCAAUUUUUGGAACCUCCAAUACUUGAUCAUUCAUCAACAUCUCAGAAUCAAAUCCAUGGUAGACAGUUCAUGUCUGCCUAUGGAGAUAUGGGAUUUGAAAGAACUGAAGCAUCUUCAAAUCAUGGGAAGAAACCUACCCGAUCCUCCUAUUGGAGCGAUCUUGCCCAAGCUUGCAGAACUUUUAGAUGUUGGUGUCCAAAGUUGUAGUACAAAGGUUCUUCAAAGUGUGCCUAACUUGGAGAAACUACGAGUUCAAAUUGAGUCUGCUGCAGAGUACUUGAAUUGGUUUGAUCAUGUAUCCUGCCUCCAUCAACUAAGAUCUCUUCAAAGUGUUGUCGUGUAUCCCGAUCUCUUUCCUGAGCCUAUAGUCCUACCUCUUACUCUUUCAAUUCCCACAUUUAGUCUUCAAAAGUUGAGUUUGGAGGGAUUUGGAUUUUCUUGGAUGGAGAUGUUCAAGAUUGCUAAAUUGCCUAAUCUUGAAAAGUUGGUAUUGCGAUGCUACGCCUUUCAAGGGGAAAAGUGGGAUGCAAAUGGAAUAGUAUUCUCGCGAUUGUGGUAUCUUUGUGUUGAAGAUACAGAUGUUGUGCAGUGGAUGGCUGGAGAUGGAACGUUCCCUCGGCUUAGGCGGCUAACCAUGAAAAACUGCUAUAAUUUAGAAGAGAUCCCUCGAUUUGCAUCAAAUGAUGAGAAGGUUGAAGCAUCAUCUGUUAUAGUUAUUGAACUGGUUGGCUGCAACCCCUUGGUUGAGACUUGCGCGAAGCAAUGGUGUCCUUCUGUUAUUGCCAACUAUUCAUGGAAAUGAGGACAAACUCAGCUCAUCAUCAUUUCCAUUUUGGUUCAAAAGGCUUUCAAUUCUCUCUUUCUCUCUCGUCCAUUUUUAGGGAGCUCUGUAUAGAAAAAAUAUAGCAAUAUUGGUGGAGCUCCACAGAUUUUCAGCUUUCUCUUUCCACUCC